Fusarium sp. VM40 is the source of this 693-nucleotide messenger RNA. The record is from the annotation of a GenBank genome assembly. NCBI's taxonomy places the organism in Eukaryota, Fungi, Ascomycota, Sordariomycetes, Hypocreales, Nectriaceae.
AUGAAGAUUCUUACAAAGGAAGAAGAGGAGGCGCACUACUCGGCUGUUCUCAAGGGUGGUCUUAUCGGAGGCUCACUUGGUCUCACUGUUGGUCUUGGAGGUGUUGUGCUCGCCUCAAGGCGAUAUCCUGCUUUCCGCGGCCUCACACUUCCCUUCAGGGCCUUCCUCGUCACAUCAUCCACUACAUUUGGCGCCAUCAUUAAUGCCGAUCGCUGGUCUAUGGACUUCCAGAAGAAGCAGAACCCCAUGAACUUCUACGAGGACGAAACCCAGCGCGCACAGCAGAUCAUCCGCGAGAACCAGACCACCAUGGAGCGCUUCAUGGAGUACGGCCGGGAGAACCGCUACUCCAUUGUUUUUGUCUCGUGGCUUGCCUCUAUGGGUGUCGCAUUUGCGCUCGUCAGCCGCUCACCCAUGAACACGGCCAACAAGGUCGUCCAGGCCCGUGUGUACGCUCAGGGCCUGACUCUCGCGGUUCUCAUCAUCUCGGCCGUUUUCGAGGUGAACGACGCCAAGAAGGGUGAGGGUCGCUGGCAGACCGUCAUGGUGCUCGAUCCCAACGAUCCCGAGCACAAGCGUCUCAUCGAGAAGAAGGUCCACAAGGAGGAGUACGAGGGCCAAGAUCUCUGGAAGGACAUGGUUGCCGCUGAGGAGCGACGAUUGGCCGAAAAGAAAACAGGGAACAAGGCUUAG